AACAAGCAAAUGAUAGAUCCUAAUUAAUUAGAGCGUAUGCUUUUCAUCGCCAUCGCCGAUGGCACUAAGCUUAGAGAGAAACCAUCGAACCCAUCGCCACCGAAGGUAAAAAUGCUCAAAAACCAACCAUAACCAUAAAUCCCAAUGCUCCUUCUACCCAAAUCACAAUAAGCUCCAAAUAAAACAUUUUCGAACAAUGAUACUCACUUCUCAGCACCUCUUUGCAUAUUCACCUUCUACGUAUUCACUCUGCAUCACCAGAACUAACUGCUCCCUCUCCCUAUCGAUCGCUCCCAUUACCCACUUUCGAAUUCCGAAGCUCAACUUAUUCGGGCUUCAGAAAUUACGUUCCUUUACGACCCGCGCCGCUGACCCGUUUCAUCUCGAAGCCCACGAAUCCGAAGGAACUGUGCAGAAACGCGUCGUCGUCGACUUCGAUUUCGAUUUCGAUACUCUCCUUUCGUUACUAGAGUUGUCAUGUUUGGUUUCCUCAGCGAUUGUAUCGGUUGGCCUCGCCGCAAGUGGCUCGAAGAAUGGGUUCUUGGUGGCGAUUGGUAAUAGGGUUGUUGUUGUGUGUGGGAUUUUGAUGUUGGUGGGUGGGGUUUUGGUUGGAGCGUGGGUUCGGGGGCGUCAAUGGAGGCGAAUUUGUAGGGAGAGAGUGAAGGGUGGAUUGGUAGAGAGGAUUGAGAAAUUGGAGGAUGAAUUGAAGAGCUCGGUGACAGUUAUUAGGGUUUUGUCGAGGCAGAUAGAGAAAUUGGGAACAAGGUUUCGGGUCACCCGACAGGCCUUGAAGGAUCCUAUCACUGAGAGUGCAGCUCUGGCCCAGAAGAACUCUGAGGCCACAAGAGCGCUUGCGGUGCAAUCAGAUAUUUUGGAGAAGGAGCUUGGUGAAAUUCAAAAAGUUUUACUGGCAAUGCAGGAGCAACAGCAAAAACAACUUGAUCUGAUUCUUGCAAUUGGGAAGACUGGUAAGCUAUGGGAAAGCAAACGCCGAACUAGUGAAGAACAAGAUACUUUAGAAGUGCCCUGACUCAGCUGAUGAUGAGGUCCACCAAAUCUGAAGUUUGGAUUGAGCUAAGGGAGGAAAAUCCUGAAAUUUCAAAGUUGCAAAUCUUGGUGCCGUUUUCUUCCUUUCGUGCUGUGUACACUGAAUUAUUGAUCAUCACAGGAAAUGAAAUUACUUAAAAAAGAGUUUUAUUGGGUACAUAAAUCAUGAUUGCUCGUUAAUUGUUAGAGAGAUAUAGUAAAAUCACCCAACUGCUUAAUUUUUUAGGAAAGUUGAUCGGUUGACAUUUAUUCAAAAAUUCAUCAAGUUUGUUGUGGAUAUAGGUGAGGAGAAAUUACUUGGGACAAAUUAAGAUUGGUGUCUAGUGCUCUGUUAUAGCACAGGAUAGUAUCAAUUGGUUCUUUAUGCUUGUGCAUGUACAUCUCAUUCAAGUUUGUAAUUUACAUCAUCAAAUAUCUUUCUACAAGCUUAUGUAGUGACCUGUCGUUAAUAAAAGCUUAGUU
Gastrolobium bilobum is the source of this 1509-nucleotide messenger RNA. RefSeq lists its product as uncharacterized. Lineage: Eukaryota; Viridiplantae; Streptophyta; Magnoliopsida; Fabales; Fabaceae. Bases 197 to 1030 code for a protein of 277 amino acids. The transcript is spliced from 3 exons. The record is from RefSeq and is a predicted model, not a curated record. Gene Ontology annotation, cellular component: chloroplast envelope.